Molecule: messenger RNA, 4908 nt
Organism: Paramecium primaurelia
Lineage: Eukaryota; Ciliophora; Oligohymenophorea; Peniculida; Parameciidae
Source: the annotation of a GenBank genome assembly
AUGAGAAAUUUUAUAUUUCAAGUAAAAGACUUUUACAUUCAACAAUUUCUCACUAUUAAAGGAAUAUGGAGAAAGUCUCUUGAACUGUCAAUAAUGUUUUUGAUUGUCGAAAACAUCUAAUUGUUAUCUUUAAUUACUCAAUCAAUAACUAUCAUUAAUAAUGCUGAGUAUUUAGACUUCAUCCAUUAGAUUUUGAAUAUAUUUCGGUUUUAAUGUUUUAUAUUCUUAGAUUAUAUAGCAUCUUUGGAGAAUAAAUAGAGAUGCACAUUUUAUACAUGUUAAUUGGAUUUACAUUGACCUUUUUAACCUUUAUCUUUUUAUUGAUAUUGAUCUUAAACACUUCGGUUAGAACAAAUAAAAAUGGAUAAAUAAUUGAGAUGACACUUGAAAUUGUAUUAAUUUAUUAAUUUUAAUUAGAAUAGAUAGAAAUAAAUAGAGUAAAAUAUUUUAAUAAAAUAAUUUAUCUCAGUUUACAUGCAAAUUUAUUAUAUGCUAAUGAGGAUUCCUUUAUUGUAUUCCCAUUUACACAUUCUAAAUUAUUAUCAAUUGUCAAGUAUUAAAUAUUUAUAUUAGAUUCACCUAACUAGUUCUUGCUAUUUAGUGCUAGUAUUAGUAUAUUUUCAAUAGCUCUUUAAUUGAUUUUUAGUUUAAUAAUUGAUUUACAUUGUUUUGAAUUUAAAAUGAAAAAGCAAGAUUUUUUAGGAAGAUUUAAUUAAUAAAAAGUUCAUUUAAUAUUUGCAUUUUAAACAACAAUAGUCAUAUUAAUAGGAUUAGAAAUAAAUUCUAUAAUAAUUCAAGUCUUUUAUAUGAUAUAUUUAUUUAUGAACAUUAUAAUGAGUUACAAUCAACUUAUUUAUGUAGAGGUUCAAAUAUCUAGAUUAUAAUUUCAUAUAUCAAACUAUUUGUUUAUAUACUAAAUAACAUUAUUAGUAGUACAACUUAGUGAUGUAUUUAAAAGUUUAAAUGUUUUGGGAUUUUUAAUGUUUUUUUAUCCUUUUAUUGCUUAUAUUCUUAAAAUUAUAACUGAAAGAUAAAAGAUAUCAUAAUUAAAAUCUACAGGAAAUUCAUUAGAAAAACAAAUUAGAUUUAUAUAUCAUUUAUUUAAAAAAUAAAUUAGACUAAAAAAAGAAUAAAGAUCAUUAGAUCCAAUGGAAUCAUUAUUUAUGUACUCAUUUACUACAAAUCAUUUGAGAUAUUGUUCAUUAAAUAGAGAAAGAAAAUUAUAAAAAUAGAUAAAAAUGAAAUUCAAGUGUUUUUGUGAAGAAUUUUCAGAAAAAGAAAACUUUUAAUUUAAUUCAAUAACUUAAAUGAAAAUAUUUGCUAAAGAAUUAAUAUCAUAAACUUUAGAAGAUGAAAUUAUAGAAACUUCAAAUACAUAUUUAGCAUUGAUUUAUAUAUACUUUUUAGUAUAAGUCAAGAAAUUACCAACUUAAGCAAUAUAUGAAGUUAUUAGAUUAUCAAUAUAAACAUAAGUAUAUAUUUGUUAUUAAUAAAGGGAAUGGCAUUAAAGGAAUAAGCAAUUAUAUAUAAAUUAAAAUAUGAUGCAUUAGAAGAAUUUGAUCAAUUAGUUAAAAAGAAUGAUUUAAAAAAUUAAAAAUAUAUAUUUAAAAGAGUCUAUCAAUAUGAAGAAUCUCUAUCAAUAAUUAAAUAGAAUAUGUGUUUAAUUAUAAAAUAAUUUAAGGUAAUUAAAAAUUGUAAAUAAUUUUUAGGAAUGGUAUGGAUUGAUUUUAACAUCUAUUAUAGAUAUUGAUUAGUUGGUAACAAUUGGAUUUUAGAUUUUGAGUAAUAUUAAAACUGUUGAAUCUCAAUUAUAGGAAGCAUUUACUAUAAAUCCAUUAUCUAAUGAAUGUGACACCAUUUAUAAUCUAUUCUCUAAAUAUAUAUAAUAUAAUAAGAGCAGACCUAAAUUAUAUCGUUUAGAAGGAAAAUUGGUUACAUUAUUUAUGUAAUCUAUUGAAAAAACAAUAUUUGAUCCUGGUAGUUGUGUGAUUUAAAUCACUUUAUUAUAACCUAGAGGAAAUGUACUAAGAUACACAAGAUCUUUUUAGUAAGCAAUUGGUUUUAAGGAUGAAGAGAUUAAAGAUUAGAAUAUUCAUAGAUUCAUGCCUUAAAUAAUUGCAGAUGAUCAUGAUAUGUAUUUAGAUAAUUUUGUAGAGAGAGGAAGAAUUAUAGUGGUAAGAUCAGAAGUUAGAGUUAUAUUGGGUAAAAAUAAAGGAUAAUUUCUUGUACCAAUUAAUACUAGAUUGAGAAUUGAAACAAGUCCAACUGAAUUUGGUGCAACUGCUCUAAUUACACCUGUAAAUUUGACAUUUGGAUAUAUGAUUUUAAAUGAGAAAGGACAAAUUGAAGAAAUAACUUAAAAUAUUUUUGAAGAAAUGUUUUAAAAAUAUUUAGGAAUAUAAAUAUAAUAAAUAAGAGGAUUGGAUUGUUUAUUUUUUAUACCUGAAUUAGCUAAAAUUUGGGAAGAUAUUUAUGAUUAAAAUUUUGAUAAAUUAGAUAAAAAAUUUGAAUGUUAAUUCAUAAUUCCAUUAAUUAAUAAUAAUAAAAAUAUGUCAUAAUCAUAAAUAUCUAAAAAUUUAUCUAAAUUAUAUUUUUAGAAAUAAAUUUAUAAGAAUUUUGAAAGUUAACCUACUGAAAAUGUUAUUUUUCUUGUUUAAUUACAUGUUAUCAGUUUAGUUACUAUAAAUUUAAGGUAUUAAUAAAAUUUAUUAAUUAUUUAGAUUAGUAAUUUUAGAAUUAUAAGAUUAUAGAUUGAUGGCAAAUUAAAAGAUAUCAAGUAAAUAAAUAAUUUAGUUAAGGGUGAGGACUUCUAAAUAAUUUCAUAUUUAAUAAUUUCAAAAUUAGACAAGUUUUAGAGAAUAAUCAAGUUUAUUAAAUUCACCUUGGGUAAUAGAUUGUGAUUUAGAUAAUAAUUUAUUAUAAGAAGAGGAAAGAAUGAUUGAUGAAGUCAAAAAUUAAUUAGCUACAGUUAAUAUUUCUAAUACAAUUCAUUAAUAAUAAAUGCAAUUAAUUUAAUAUGUUUAAGAUGAAAUUGAAAGUCUUUAAUAAAAACCUCCUUAAGAAGAAUAACCUUCAAUUAAGAUUGAUGAAAAAAAGAAGAAUUAAAUGAAUAAAAUGGAUAAUUAAAAUAAUAUGUCAAUAGGUAGUAGAUCUUCAUAAAAUAAUUAAUCAUAACUCAAAAGAUAAAUGAAAGAUUGUUUAAAUGAUAAUCCUACAAUAAAUAAAAAAUAAGCAAUAGUUUUACUUAUAUGUUAUUUAUUGAUAAUUGGAUCAUAUAUUAUUAAUUGCUUACUUUUCUCUUCAAAUUAUUAGAAGAUAUAAUAAAAUUAAUCUAGUUAGAAUUUACCAUAUUAAUUAUCUUAUUUUUAUAAUGAAUUUGUAAUUUCUUCCUUUUAUUUGUAAUAUAAUUUAUUAUUCCCAUUUUCAGAUUUGCAAUAAAUUAGUUUAGAUUUUUAUUAGAAUGAAAUUAAAAAUAUAGAUGAAGUUUUGAAAAAUAUUCCAGAAAUAGAAGUAAAUGUAGAUAAUUCAUUAAAACGACAAUCAAUUCAUAUUAUUUAGUAAAUGAUAAAUCAAAAAAAUAAUUAAUUUUUUAAUUAUAAUACUUUCUUAAAUAAUACAAAAUACUUUGAAAGUAUGAUUCAUACUUUAUAUGAAACAGAUACAACUAGAAAUAUUACAAAUAUAUAAUAUAUGUAAAUAAUUUAUAAUAUUUAUGACUAUCAUUUUUAGAGUUAUAGCUGAAGAAAUAGGUCUAGUUUUAUUUAUCUGUUGGUAUGCAUACAAGUGUAUUAAACUUAUAAAGAUGAAAUAGAAAGUAUUCAAAUUGUUUUGUACAUUUACUACAGAUGUUAUAUAAGAACAAUAUGUAACUUUUUCUUCAUUAUAUUCACUUAUGAACAAUACUAAAUUCAAAAAAGAAGAAAUAAAUGAAGAGAAAUUUGAAAUGAUUAUAGGAUAAGCUUUUCAUAAAUAAUCAAGUGAUUCUAUUUUAGAAAAAUACUAAAAAGUAGGAAAAAGAAUAAAAUAAAAAAGUAAUUAAAUAGAAUAUAUUUUUAUAGGUAAUAAUUCAACACAAAUAAUCUUUUUCUUAUUUGUUUUGAUAUUGAUGAUAGUAUGUUCCAUUUAUUUUAUUGGAAGUAAUUUAAUGCAUUAAGCUACUAUUGAUAAAAUUCUUAUCUAAUUUAAUGAUAAGAUAUUAUUUUAAUAAGCUUAUUAUGAGAUUACUUUAGCAUUUGCUUAAUCCUAAGUUUUCAUUUAAACUUAAAUCACUAGUGAAAUCUUAACAAUCUAAAAUAAAACUGUUAGUGAAUUGAAUGAUUUAAGAAAGAAAUUAUCAUUAUAUUAAUAAGAUUAAAUCAUUUAUAACAUAGUGACAAAAUCAGCUUGCAAUAUUUUCAAUGAUUCAUUGUAAAUAACAAAUUUAUUAUUAUUAUUAGAACAAGUUAUUAGGAAUAUGAUGAAUUAUUUUCAUAUGACUAAUGUAUGAGUUAUCCCAUUUUAAAGGGAGGAUUAAGUGUAAUUUUUGCAGAUUUAUGUGAUUAACAAUUAAGAUUUUUGUAAGAUUUAGAAAAUAAUGCUACUUAAGAAUAUCUUUAAUUGAAUUAUUAUUCUGUUACAUCAUAAAUUGAAAGACUUUAUGAUUCAAUGGGAUUUUUUGUUAUUGUUUCAACUUUAACUAAUCAGAUAUAGAAAUCAGUAGAAGACAAUAUAAACAUAGAUAUAAUUUUGGUAAUGUUUUCUGCUUUAUUGAUGACAAUUUCAAUGAUAACAAUGGUUAUUUCAAUGAGAAAUAUUCGAUUCAAUUAUUAAACAAGCAAAUAAUUGUUAACACUAGUUCCUUUAGAAAGAUUACUCGAAAAUGCUUAUAUUUUAAGCUUUAUUUAAUAAGAUAUUAAAAUUCAAAAUUGA